AUAAAACGAAAACGCGGUUGUGCAAUAUAGCGUUGAAAUUCACCGGGCGUUUAAGGAGUUUGGACAGAUUUCUGAUCAGAGACGUCACGGGAAGCUCGGUGUCACUGGAAACGUACAAUAUAUCAGUAAAACUGCUGUAAGCGCCAAAAUGCAGACCGUAACAAUGGAUCCUAUCAAGAGGUAUGUGCUGCUCGGUAUUUUAUUGUCUUUGAUCCGUAACAUUUCAACCUCGGUCACUCAUUAUUCGAUACCCGAAGAAAUGAAGGAAGGAUCAGUUGUGGCGAAUCUUGCUGCUGAUCUCAGUUUGGACGUUAAUACAUUGAACCAAAGGAAAAUGCGACUGGACAUAAUUGCAAAUAAAAAAUAUCUGGACGUGAACAAAGAGACUGGUGAGCUGUAUAUUAUUGAAAAGAUAGACAGGGAAUAUCUUUGCCCUUCAAAGUCGUCGGCAUCUUGCUAUAUUAAACUGGAGGUAACGUUAGAAAACCCAAUACGAAUUUUUAAUAUCGAAGUAGAGAUUUUGGACAUGAACGACAACGCCCCGCAGUUUCGCAGAGACGCCAUUCAUUUGGACAUAUCUGAGGCGACUCCAAAGGGGGAGAGAUUCUCUCUGAGCAACGCAGUCGAUCCGGAUGUUGGAAGCAACUCGGUGAAAACGUAUCAUCUGAGUGAAAGUGAGCAUUUUAAUAUUGAAAUACAAACUGGGAGAGAUGGGUCGAAAUUUGCGGAAUUAAUAUUAAAAAAAACGUUAGAUCGAGAGCAGCAGGCUGUUCAUAAUUUAAUCCUCACAGCUGUAGACGGAGGAACACCCGCUCGUUCCGGUACUGCCAGCGUGAUUGUUCAGGUUUUGGACACAAAUGACAACGCUCCUUUAUUUGACAAAAAGCUUUAUAAUAUUCGAAUAUUCGAGAAUUCUCCCAUUGGAAGUCUCGUUAUUAACCUGAAUGCAACGGAUUUAGACGAGGGAUCAAACUCUGACGUUACUUACUCUUAUAGUUUGUACACAUCAGAGAAAACACAGGAAACGUUUAAUCUGAAUCCUUCCACUGGUGAAAUUACAGUUAAAGGAACAUUAAAUUAUGAGGAUUUUAAGAUUUAUGAUAUGGAAGUUAUAGCAACAGACCACGGAGCCAGUAGUUUAUCAGGUCAAUGCACCAUAAAGAUUCUGGUGGAGGACAUGAAUGACAACCACCCAGAAAUAUCAGUCAAAUCUUUCCAGAGUCCAGUGAGUGAAAACAUAGAGUUAGACACAGUGAUAGCAGUAGUGAGUGUCAGUGAUAAAGACUCAGGAGACAAUGGAGUGGUGGACCUUCAUAUUCCACAUAACAUGCCCUUCAGACUGAGGGAGUCCUCUGAUAACUACUAUGAGUUAGUGGUGUCAGAGCCGUUAGACCGUGAGAAGGUUCCAGAGUAUGAGAUCACGUUCACUGUGACAGACAGAGGUUCUCCUCCUUUAUCUGACAAUGACACUAUGACGCUGGAGCUGCUGGAUGUGAAUGACAACGUUCCGCAGUUCCCUCAGUCAUUUUACGCCAUACGUGUGAUGGAGAACAACGCACCCGGAGCCCUGAUCAGUUCACUCACUGCCUUUGACCCUGACCUCCAUGAAAACCAGUAUCUGGUUUACUUCAUCAUAGAGAAGGAGAUCGCCAACACCUCCAUGUCCAUGCUGUUCUCCAUCAAUCCAGAGAACGGGAACCUUUACGCACUGAAAACCUUUGACUACGAGAUAGAGAAGGACUUUCUGUUCCACAUCGAGGCCAGAGACUCUGGUUCUCCUCCUCUCAGCAGCAACGUGACCGUCCACAUCAUCAUUGUGGACCAGAACGACAACGCUCCAGUCAUUGUGUCUCCGUGGCGCGCGCACGGCUCAGUGGUGGAGGAAAAGAUCCCCAGAUCCACGGAUAAAGGCUCUCUGGUUGCCAAGGUGAUCGCCUUGGACACGGACUCGGUGCACAACUCUCGCAUCACCUACCAGUUCCUGCAGGUGCCUGACGCCACCUUGUUCAGCCUGGACCAGUACAACGGAGAGAUCCGGACCAUGAGGAUGUUCAGCUACAGGGAUCAGCGCCACCACAGACUGGUGGUUGUUGCCAAGGACAACGGGGAGCCUGCUCUCUCCGCUACAGUCACCAUCAAGCUGUCCACCGUGGAGACCGCCGUCAAGGCCUACUCUGACAUGACAGAGGUGCCUCUGGAGUACGACAUCUUCUCAGACCUCAACCUGUACUUGGUGAUCGGUCUGGGCUCCGUGUCCUUCCUGCUGCUCAUCACCAUCCUGGUCACCAUCGUGCUGAAGUGUCAGAAACCCAAAGCCAGCAAAGCGGCUCCUCCCUGCAGGAACAGCGUGGCCAGUGAGAGGAACUCCACCAUCGCUGACUCCACGCUGGUCUCCAACGAUGCCUACUGGUACAGUCUGUUCCUGGCAGAGACCAGGAAGGGGAAGCUGGUGGUGAGACAGCCUGUGCCAAAGGGCUCCAGAUACAUCGUGUCCAGUAUCCCCAGAGGUACCGGACUGACGGAUACUAGUGACUCAGCAGCUUCCACUCUGCAGGUAAAAACCCAAAGCAUUGUUGCUUCAAGUAGUCUUCACCUUACAUCACAAAUUGGUAUUAUGGAAGUUAGGUUUAUAAAAUUGAGUUAUGGCUUUUCAGAGGAUUGUCUUCAUGUGUUACCUAACUUUGAACAUUUCACACUUGGAUUUGAGUAUUUUAUCACAAUAAUUGUUCUUUCACGCUCAAUUGUAAUGAACGUUGUGCACCUCUUAACAUACUUUUUCUGGUAAUGUGAAACAAAUUUG
Messenger RNA from Betta splendens (Siamese fighting fish), 2800 nucleotides. Its product is annotated as protocadherin alpha-C2-like. Gene Ontology annotation, biological process: homophilic cell-cell adhesion. NCBI's taxonomy places the organism in Eukaryota, Metazoa, Chordata, Actinopteri, Anabantiformes, Osphronemidae. Gene Ontology annotation, molecular function: calcium ion binding. The record is from RefSeq and is a predicted model, not a curated record. The coding region runs from base 149 to 2785 and encodes 878 amino acids. Gene Ontology annotation, cellular component: plasma membrane. The transcript has a single exon.